ACUGCUGUUAAAGCAGUCAUGAAGAAAUGCAAUAAAUUCCUUGUUGUUUUAUGAAAAUUUACAACUUUGUGAUAGAACUUUAUGAGUGGCUGGGUGCUGCGAUUGGCCAGACCUGGUCAUGUGGACUGCUAACCGUGAACAUGAACUUUUUAUGAUUUCCCAUGUGGUUAUUCUACCAUUCUUUUGGCCGCUGUACCUUGGGUCGGAUCACUGUCCUCUGUAGGACUAUCGCCUCUUUUAACAUUAUCUGUUUUGUUUUUUGUUUUUUUAGUUUCGUGUAUAAGCUGGAUAGGGCUAAAAAUAGAGGAGAAGAAAGGCAAGCUAAGCUCUCUCUCUCUCUCUUACCCACACACACACACACACACACACACACAAACAGAUCUAGGAGAGAGUUUAGACUGCUAAUAUACUGAAAUCCCCGCCCUUUCCGUUCCUUAAUUCUGUAGGUUCAAUUUCCAUAUUUGAUUUUGGGUUCUCUGUCUAGUGAUUGAGAGAGAGAGAGAGAGACUCUGCACCGGAUGGAGGCUUUUGUCAUUCUUCAUAAAAGGGAAGUUACUCCAUUUUCGGUGCAAAAGGACACUGCAAAAGGGAGGGAAAUAGUCGCAAUGGACGGCUAUCAGGUUGGGACAAUAUUUGUCAGCUUAGGCAUAAUAGCAAACGCAACUCGCCCCCCUCCUCCUCCUUCUCCUCCUCCGUUUCUUCUUCCUCCUCCUCUAACUCGCAGACGGAUGAGCUUCCAAAGGAGCAAUUCUGUCCUGUGGUAUCAAAUCACCAUCUUUCUUCCUUGGCAGAAGUCAGCUUCCAAAAGACACCGGCGAAGGCCUCCCCACCACGUGACUUUGAGGGUGCCAAUGUCCUUCCAUGAGGGGGUCAGCCAGAGCCUGGUAGCAGCGAGCGAGCACCUCGGGGAGCCCGAACCAUGCAGAAAACGACCUACUACGACACCUCCACCCUCUUCGGGGGCUACUCCUACCCGGGGGCCAAUGGCUUCGGCUACGAAGGGCCCCAGCCUCAGUCUUUCCAGCCUGCGGCCCACGUGGAGAGUGACUACCAGCGGCCGGCCUGCACCCUCCAGUCCCUUGGCAACGCUGCCCCCCUGGCCAAGGCGAAGGACCUGAACGGGAGCUGCAUGCGGCCCAGCCUGCCUCAGGAGCACCACCCGCCCCCGCCCAUCUCGCCGCCCCCCAACCCCAUCGCCCCCAACACCACCAGCAGCAACGGCAGUGGCGGGAGCAGCAAUAACCCUAGCCAGCCCGGUGGGGCCAAGAGUGCCUCCAGCAAGGCCGGCCUGGGCUCUGGCAACACYGCCCUCACCAAGCAGAUCUUCCCCUGGAUGAAAGAGUCGAGGCAAAACUCCAAGCAGAAAAACAGCUCCCCCAGCUCAGAAAGCUGCAGCGGCGAGAAAAGCCCCCCGGGCUCUUCCUCCUCCUCCUCUUCGUCGUCGGCGUCCAAGCGGGCCCGCACCGCUUACACCAGCGCCCAACUGGUCGAACUGGAGAAGGAGUUCCACUUCAACCGCUACCUGUGCAGGCCCCGGCGGGUGGAGAUGGCCAACCUCUUGAACCUCAGCGAGCGGCAGAUCAAGAUCUGGUUCCAGAACCGGAGGAUGAAGUACAAGAAGGAUCAGAAGUCCAAAGGCUUGGGGUCUUCUUCCGGAGGUCCCUCCCCAACCGGGAGCCCCCCACAAGCCAUGCAGUCCACCGCCGGCUUCCUCAACGUCCUGCACCCCAUGACUUCCAACUACGACGCCCCGUCGCCGCCCUCCUUCAACAAAGCCCACCAGAAUGCCUACGCCAUGCCCACGGCCUACCAAAACCCCCUCAAAGGCUGCCCGGCCCCGCAGAAGUAUGCCAACGCCACCCCCGAGUACGACCCCCACAUCUUACAGGGUAACGGGGGAGGGGGCGGCGGGGCGGGAGGGGGCGGCUACGGGCCCCCCAACCUCCAAGGCAGCCCCGUGUACGUGGGCGGCAACUACGUGGACUCCCUGCCCAACUCGGGGCCCUCGCUGUACGGGCUGAACCCCCUCCAGCACCACCAGCCCCCCAGCAUGGAGUACAACGGGGGCCCUCCCAUGGGCCCCAACCAGCACCACGGACCCUGCGAGUCCCACCCGACCUACACAGACCUUUCCACCCACCACGCUUCUGCUCAGGGUAGAAUUCAAGAGGCGCCCAAGUUGACCCAUCUGUGAUGCGGGGCAGGACAGACUCCAGCGGGGCUUGCGGGGAGGAGGGUUUGGGAGGAGAGAGAUGGGCCAAUGGGGUGGGCAUUGGUUGGUUAGGGUCCUUUGGUGGGUGGUUUGGCUGGUUGUGUUGACGUGUUGGUGGGAUCUUCCUUUGAAAGCCACAGUGGCAACAUUUGUGUUGAAACGCCUUUAAAUAUCCUUCAGACGAGCUCCUUCUUCCCACUCACAGCCCCCCCCCCCAAUGUGUUGAGGUGCGAUGACUCUCAGGCUGGAUCUACACAACCCUAUAUCCCAGGAUUUGAUCCAGUAAU
This is a messenger RNA of Anolis sagrei ordinatus, 2499 nucleotides long. RefSeq names its product homeobox B3 (gene HOXB3). NCBI's taxonomy places the organism in Eukaryota, Metazoa, Chordata, Lepidosauria, Squamata, Anolidae. The record is from RefSeq and is a predicted model, not a curated record. Gene Ontology annotation, cellular component: nucleus. Gene Ontology annotation, molecular function: DNA-binding transcription factor activity, RNA polymerase II-specific; RNA polymerase II cis-regulatory region sequence-specific DNA binding. Gene Ontology annotation, biological process: anterior/posterior pattern specification; embryonic skeletal system morphogenesis; regulation of transcription by RNA polymerase II.